UCCUACCCAUCAUCAAAAACGUUUUACAUCAUAUAUCCCUUGGCGUGUUCUGAUCUUCUUUCACAUUUUCAGCAUUUCCCAAACAUUCCCAACACGUAAAAUGCCAUUAAAAGUACAUAUAGAAAGCUAAGGCCAGCUUCAAUAUCAAUUUGAAUGCUUGGUCUUUGAUUCAUGCAUGAUAUGUGUAUAUAUAUAUAUAUAUAUAUAUAUAUAUAUGCACAUACAUAUAUUCAUACAGGCAUUAAGCUUGAGUCUUGAAGCUAGCUCUUGAAUCCAUUAAGUACUAGAAAUUUACAAUGGCGGUGAGAAAUUUUUGGGCUUCUUAUAAAAUUUCAAGUCUGAUUACAUCAGUUCAUCGUUAUUGGCUUUUCGCUGGCAAUCCAUCUCAGUCACAGCACCGUGAUGUGCGUUUCUCUAACGUUGUAUAUAGUUGUUCUACACAUCAAGGGUUGAGAUUGAUUUGCACCAGUGCUGGCAGUUCUAGUGGAGCACAUCUAAAGCACAAGCCUGACCAUAUGGUGAAGGAUAAAGUGGACAAGGUUCAACCAGUACCAGUGCCACCUUCUUCUAUGCCCAGAUUUUAUAUGUGGGCAAAAUGGAUUUUGGGCUCUUUAUUGACUUUUCUACUACCUUUUUGGCAGCAAAAACUGAAAACUCUGCUAAGGUUGGAAGGGAAGGCAGAGGAAGUUGUGGAAGAGGUGGAAAAUGUGGCAGAGGAGAUCGAAAAGGUGGCGACUACAACUGAGAAGAUAUCAGCAGAGGUGGCUGAUAAGAUUCCGUUCAAUGGCAAACUCAAGGAUGCAGCAUUGUGCAUAGAACAUGUAUCUAGUGUCACAGCAAAGGAUGCUCAACAAGUACUAGAUCUUAUUCACAAGGUUGAUGAAUUGAAGCAAGACUUGAAAGACUUGGAGACAUUUGUUGAGCCAGUUAUUGAUAAGCUAAAGGAAAAGGAAGAUGAAGAAAAGUAGUAUACAAGGACAAAUUUCUUGACAUGUUUUGAAUACAUGCAAUACAUGUACCGCACAUCCCCAUAACAGGGUUGGUAUUGAAAAAAGAAAUAAUCUCAAUUUGUUUUUAAUUUCUUUAUGAAAUAAUUAAGCUGUGCAGUCUCAAUUGUUUUAUACCUUGUUUGCAUGCAACAUAGGUUUGGCUGACAACCAAUUUAUU
This is a messenger RNA of Cornus florida, 1167 nucleotides long. RefSeq lists its product as uncharacterized. The record is from RefSeq and is a predicted model, not a curated record. The transcript is spliced from 5 exons. NCBI's taxonomy places the organism in Eukaryota, Viridiplantae, Streptophyta, Magnoliopsida, Cornales, Cornaceae. The coding region runs from base 297 to 968 and encodes 223 amino acids.